CCUCCUCCUCCUCCUCCUCCUCCUCGCCCAUCUGGCCGCGGCUCGGCCCGUCCCCACCGCGCUCGGCAGCUGCCGCCGCAGCAACAUGUUGCCCAGGGGAGCCUCGUCCAUGCCGCCGCCUCCCAACCCCGCCGCCUACUUCCCGCCCCCCCGGGUCACUUUGCCCUCCGGCCUGGAGAUCCUGCGCACCUACUCGGGAGCCGUCAUCUUUCUGGAGAUCCUGUUUGGAACGAUAGUCUGGAUUUUGGUAGCUUCUACCCGAGUUCCACUGCCACUGCUGCAGGGAUGGGUCAUGUUUGUAGCGGUGACUGCAUGGUUCCUGUCCAUUGUGUUCCUGUGUGUGUUCCUCUUCGGUUAUGCAAAUAGAAUUGCUGUCAACUGGAACCAGACAGAUUUUCUUUUCCAUGGGGCUACUUUUGUCUUUUACUUUGGAGCUUUUCUACUGCAAGCAGCAACUACGUCUCUGCAUCACUUUCCCCGCAAAUUCAAUUCCACCACACAAGAGAAGAUUCUAGCUGAUCAUGAAUAUAACAUAAGCAUAGCAGCCUCGAUUUUUGCCUUUGCAACAGCUGUUUGUUAUGGUUGCAGCACAGCGUUGGCAUUAAGGAGAUGGAGGCUAUAGCAGUUGAAGAAAAGUUAAUGCCUGAGUAUUCCACUUCAGAUCAAAUCAAGUGCUACUUGUCUGUUUUACUGUAAUCUAAUUCCAAGAAGACUUUUUUUUGCUUAAAAUCAGUUUUAAAGUACUGAAAUGCAAAUAACCCCUAAUCAGAAUUUCCUUAACAGAAAACAAGUUUCCAUCUCUUCCCUUUCUAAUUUUUACUUUUAUUGUGUACUCUUUAGAAGCAUACUCAUUGUAUGGUAUUACAGAGUUCAGGGAUAAACAGAUGUGUCAUUAGCAGAUAACAGAAUUCUAGUGCUAAAUCAGAAGAGGAAGAAAAUGGAAACUAAACCAACAUGUUAACUGCAUAGGCAGCUAAAAAGCUCCCUCCUUGUUAAAUCCUGUGAUUGAGCCUUCAGUGUUUUGCAGCGUUACAGUGCAUUCCAUGCAGGUAGAGCCUUGAGGGUCCUUGUGGAGUCAUGGGUUUUCUGUGUGCUGCUCCUCAUAUGAUCAGAUCCCAAGCUGACUUUGUGAUACCAACUUAGUAUAUAUAUUAUUAACUUCGAUGUACAAAGAAAAUAUUUUAAAUAUCCAUCCCGUGAAAUCUUUUGAUACUCUUUUAUAGCCAUAUCCAGCUAUGGUCAUCUGAUCCUUAAAGCUUACUGUAUUCCUUAGUAGAUGGAAACUGCUUGGGACUGUCAGUCAGUAGUUCAUUAGUUUUAGGAAUUUAGUUUAAUCAGAUCUAUUUAUACUACAAAACAAAACAGUGCAUUUAUGUUGUGUGUGUAUAUACAUGGUAUAUUUUUGUUUAACAGGAAUAUUUGCACUGUUUUACUUUGUUGGAGUACAGCUUUGUUUUGUUACUUCAAGUGCUGCAUUUGUUACUUAUGUGAGUCAAUAUCAUUUGAAUGGAAUGUUACCAAAUGGUGAAUAAUGUCUGACCUCAAUUCUUGCAGUGUAUUAUUUGCUGCAUUCUAAAUCUGCAGUGUUGUAAAGGUGUUUUUAUUUGGACAGAUGCCUAUGCAACAUCUUACUGAAAGCAGUGGAAUGCAAAGCAGUCCACCCACUAUGGAGUUUGCUUUUGGCACGGAGUUUAAUUGAGCUUCUCUUGAAUAUCCCUGUUGUAUAAUGACAUGCAAUAUUAUAUACAGAAAAUUAAUUUAACAAAGCUAAACAAUAGCAUUGCAUUCUGCUCCCUAACACUCAUGCCAUUUUGCAGAUGGUGAAACUUUUUUUUUUUAUAAUACUAGUAAAUAAUUUUUGCUCUUGUGAAUAGUGCCAAAUUGGUAACCUGGGAGAAUAAAGGCUACCUGUCAUUCGUAAAAGAGCUUGCUCACCACAUCUUGCUAGUGCACCUGAAUAUUCUACAGAGACCAGUAGUGGUUGGGUAAGGGAAGACAGGACUUUCUUCAUUCCCAGGCCUACUCAUUCUCCUUGAGCCAACAAGGGUGUCUGCUAUGAAGGUUAGUUUAUCAAACUUGUCAGGUACAAGGAUCUCUGAGAGCCAGACACCCUCAGUAGUGCCCUGCAGUCCCUACUGGCCCAGGACAGGUUCUUAUGGAUGACAUAGCAGUGAGUGGCAGCCCUUCUGACUACUGGAACCAUUUGGUCGUCCUGAAUUGCUGCAAUGGGAUGUUUUCAUAUAUCUUGUUUUCUGAAAUUUUUAUCUUCCAAAGAUUUUGUACUCUGGCUGAUUUUAUUUUUUUUUUUUCUAAUUCUCUACUUGCAUUGAAACUUGUUUUGUGAACAUUUUAUCUAGAGCCGUAUACUUUUAAAAAUACUUCAUAUUGUAUAAAAUACAUUUACACUGGAGUAUAUGGAUGAAAGUAUGUACCAGACUUAUGCUAGGCAGCAUUAAAGUUACUUAUAUUUAUGGCA
Molecule: messenger RNA, 2476 nt
Organism: Tyto alba (common barn owl)
Lineage: Eukaryota; Metazoa; Chordata; Aves; Strigiformes; Tytonidae
Gene: MAL2
Product: mal, T cell differentiation protein 2
Exons: 4
Coding region: 86-622 (178 amino acids)
Biological process (GO): myelination
Cellular component (GO): membrane
Molecular function (GO): structural constituent of myelin sheath
Source: RefSeq, a predicted model, not a curated record